CAGAAUCCCAUUAAUUGUCAUCAUUUCGGCGCAUCGCCUCCAAUGACUCGGAACUGGUGAAGUUAGGAACAUUCCUUAAUUUAAGUUUCCUUUCUCCGGUAGGUCACUUUUGCUUGAUAUUUUUAACGUUUCCGACUGUUGUGUGACUAUUUUAGAGUUUAUGCUGUUUGUGAAUGUCGGGACACCGCUUAUCGGGUUUAACAGCGCUCCUCACGGUUUAUCAGAAACCCCAAGCGAGCGAUUAAGCUUCCCUGAUCAAAUGCGAGAAAAAGCUGAGCCGGGAAUGAGUUUUCCGGAUGUAUUAACAUCGGGUAGUUGAUGAAUAGGAUAACUUUAUAUCAUACAGCAGGGAUUUCUUUGUUUAAGGAAGUGAUUGCAAAUAUUUAUCACUCAUGGGUCUUCCUUAACGUCAGGCAUAGCCGGAAAGCAGAAACACAUCUUGAGUGCAAAUUAGACUACAUAACUUGAAGCUUGGGGCUAAAUUUUGCCAACAGUUUUGAACCCAGUGAAUUCGAUUCAUUCGGUUGGCAAGGACGAGCCCCCUAGCAUUGGACAACGCAGAAACUCGCGCAGCCUAGUUUCCAAGGUAGCCACAAUUAUUCUAAGAGACUCCUUUCUCUUUGUCGGAAAAUACGCAGAACUACUCUUCUACAUUCUCAGUCAAAGCAUGCACGAUUGCAAUACACUGUGUACAAGACCCGGAAAUAUUUCACUCCCUACUUCCGGUCUCGUUUUAGGGAGCUACACUGUUGAGAGAUUUUAAAGUAAAAGGCGUUGAACUGAACGGUAUCACGAUAAAUUGAUUGAAAAUUUCUUUCUGUUGUAGAAGUGCCAAAGAAUUUAACAGUUCACGAUCCCGCGGGAACAGCUUUGUUCCCGGAUCUCCUAAUUACAGUAAACGGUUAGACUGAAGUUUUUAUAAUCCAUGUAUGUUCUAUCGAAAUAGUCGUAAGAAUAUCAACAAACAGGAAUACUUCUGCGUGGAGUUCAGCCCAUAAAGUAACAUACAUGUCGCAAGGAGCCACGGCACCUAUUUGUAGUAUUUUGCAUAACCAAAACUGAAAGCGACAUUAUUUUCAAGUUGGGGGCUCCCCGCGGGAUACACUCUGAUUUAAUCGCAUGAUUAUCCAGCCUCUUCGGAACGAUAUAUUUAACAAUUAUUCGCCGAAGGCGAAGUUAAUAUUGUUGAAUAAUCCCCGAGACGAAGUCGAGGGGAUUAUUCAACAAUAUUAACUGAGCCUGAGGUGAAUAAUUGUUUUAGUAUAUUCACACGAAGUGAUCUCAACAGAAUCAGAAAGGAAACCACUAAAAAACGAUUAGUUUGAUUGACGGGUGAAUGCAAGCGUGAACACGAAGCCGUAAACCGUGGAUGCGCAAAAGUUAGAUCUUUCGCUGUGGCUAUAUGGCCGGUAACCGGUCAAGGUUUUCAGAACACUAAAUGGCCGACAGUCCUACAUUCUCAUUAAAUUUCACAAAAUCGAAAGAUUCCAGCUAAUCUAAACUAUCAUAUGUCGAUUUAGAAAAGUCAAGCGAUCCUGAAAUGCUUUACAGAUCUCAAGUCUGGUGUUUGGUUUACGCUGGGCUCAGAGGAGGAAACCAUGUUUUGCGACACUUAGAACUUUUUUCAUUUCGACUGCCGGUCAAGGAUUUCAAAACACUAAAUGGCCGGCAGUUCUAUAUUCUCAGUAAUUGGAAGGCAAUACCGAAUUUCUAUUUCGACAAAUAUGGUGGCCUGCCCUUCCUUCUUAAGUGCAACUACAAUACUGCAACUCUUGACAACAAUCUGCCUUUAUUCUACCGUGAGUUAUUAGAUUAUUUCCAAGAACUAACGAAAUUCUAAGAAUGCGUUAAAAACAAUGACCUCAUUCUUUGGAAUAACAGGAGAAUUACAAUAGAAAGGAAUAGUGUCUUCUGGAAACAAUGGUUUGAUCGGGGUGUUACUUUCAUUAGCGAUUUAAUGAACUCAAAUGGUAAAUUUCUAACCUUCGAAGAAUUUCAAAAUAGAUUUGAAAUUAAAGCUAACUAUUUGCACUGUUUUCAAUUAAUUGCUGCCAUUCCUCCGGAUUUGAAACGAAAGGCAUUUGGUUCCACGGUUCCUGAUCUGCUUGGAGCAACUUCAGAGUACUGUCAACUAGAAGAUAGAACAAUAGUCUUAGUCGUUGUAAAAAUUAUUACAGUCUGUUCAUCGAGAAGAUUGUUUCAGAACCCUCCGCAGUAAGGGCUUGGAAAAAAAGCUUUUCAGAAAUUCCGAAUUGGAGUGAUUGUUUUGUGAAUAUAUACAAGUCCUCGAAAGAUAAUAAGCUUAGACAAUUCACCUUUAAGGUUGUGCACAGAAUGAUUACGACAAAGAAAGAACUACUGAAAUAUAAAUUAGCCUCGGAUGAUAAAUGUCCUUUCUGCCUUAAUCCAGAUUCAAUUGUACACACCUUUUUAUAUUGUCAAGAGUCAAAGGAAUUCUUUGCCAAAACUUUAAGGUGGUUUAAUGAAUAUCACAAAGAGAACGUACAACUUUCAAACAAGCAAAUUUUAUUUAACACGUUCGAUGACUCCCUUCCAAUGCAAAUGCCAAUUUCAACUCAACGCAAACUUCGUCUACUGGUUUUACUACAAAAGAAAUACUUGUAUACUUGCAAGAACAUUGUAACGAAACCUAAUUUAGAGGACUUUUUACGUAAGCUUUUUUGAACAAUAUCGCAUUGAAAAUUGUGGCAAACAAUAUUAAAUAUGCGUGGCAACUGACGGGUGUUUUUUUUUUCCAAUACUUUUCAUUUUUAUUGUAAUUUGUUUUGUUACUUUCUGACAUAUUUAUUUACUUAUUUGUUCUUUUACUUUCUGCUGUGUAUUAAUGUUGUUGAUUUGUUGUCAAUAAAGAAAGAAAAAAAAAAUAUUCUCAGUAAAUUUCACAAAAUCGAAAGAUUCCAGCUAAUCUAAACUAAUAUAUAGAGUUAGCCAGGGCUAAAAGCGAAGCUCCUAUUAACUCGAAUUUAUAAUUUAAAUCAAACAAUAAACUUGCAAUUGUAUUCCACCAAUCAGUUAACUUUAGAGCACAUUGAUGUGACUUUUGAGGGAAAGGCUAAGUUAUUUUAGAGAAAUAUAAUUUGCAAACAGUCCAAGCUAAGAGUGAACUUAAUCUUAGAUUGAGUUGAUAGCCUUUAUAUAUGUACACCCAAAGAAUAGCAAUCAUCUUCGGUCACAUUUAAGAGCCACAAUGGCUCUUGAUCACAGUAGAUUAGGCCUGGAAAACAAAUCAGGCAGAAUUUUUUGCGUUCGACAAUAAGUUUAUAAUUUACUUUACAAAAUCUUGCCAACAAGUGUGCGGACGUGUAAACCAACCCUUUAUUGCCCCCGCAGGGAUAUCGCCCAGAGGCGAAAUCCCGAGGAGGCACCCUAGUAACUCGCGCGUAUAUUAAGGACAGUACUUACAGUUCAAAUAUACAGUCAGUAUACUAGAAAAAAUCUCGAUUUGCUCGAACGGGGGCCGCGAGGAAUCGGUAGGUAAUGAUGACUUUUCUAUUGUUUGCGCCCGCAAGUACGAAAUGGUUAGGAUGACGCAAAGACAGAAAAUCCCGAAGGGACCGCUCACACGAGGAGCCGCAAGAGGUGAUAUUUUUGCACGGCAUCUGGCGGCACAUCAAAGAAUUUGGAAUUGAAGGGCAAUAAUAUAAAUGCUGUUGUUAAAAAGCGUUUUACCUGUUUUCGUGAAUUGCUACCCAAAGAUCACUAUGCUCAAAGGACAGGGCAAAAUUUCCAGGAGAGAGGCAUUAAUUUUUUUUCCCACGAGGUUACAAAGAGAAAAUGCAAUGAUUAUUAUUAAUGUAACCAUCAGGUAUACUCUACCCACGAGGUUACGGACAGCAAAUGUAGUGAUUAUUUUUAAUGUAACCAUCAGGUAUGUUCUACCCACGAGGUUACAAAGAGAAAAUUCAAUGAUUAUUAUUAACGUAACCUUCAGGUAUGUUCUACCCACGAGGUUACAGAGAGCAAAUGCAGUGAUUAUUAUUAAUGUAACCGUCAGGUAUAUUCUACCCACGAGGUUACAAAGAGAAAAUGCAAUGAUUAUUAUUAACGUAACCAUCAGGUAUGUUCUACCCACGAGGUUACAGAGAGCAAAUGCAGUGAUUAUUAUUAAUGUAACCGUCAGGUAUAUUCUACCCACGAGGUUACAAAGAGAAAAUGCAAUGAUUAUUAUUAACGUAACCUUCAGGUAUGUUCUACCCACGAGGUUACAGAGAGCAAAUGCAGUGAUUAUUAUUAAAUGUAACGGUCAGGUAUAUUCUACCCACGAGGUUACGGAGAGCAAAUGCAGUGAUAUUAUUAAUGUAACCAUCAGGUAUGUUCUAAACGAGGUUACAAAGAGAAAGUGCAAUGAUUAUCAUUAACGUAACCUUCAGGUAUAUGUUCUACCCACGAGGUUACAGAGAGCAAAAGCAGUGGUAACCAUCAGGUAUGUUCUACCCACGAGGUUACAGAGAGCAAAUGCAGUGUUAACCAUCAGGUAUGUUCUACCCACGAGGUUACAGAGAGCAUGCAAAUGCAGUAACAAUUAUUAGAUUUUUGCAACUAUCAGGUUGAGUUUCUCCAUUAAAAGAGUUUUUUGCUAGGGUUAAAAUGAGUUGCAAGAAAUUAUCAGUAUAAUUAUAGCACACAAACAUUGUUUUAAACGUAGCCGGAAUAAGCCAAGAAAUGAAGCAUAUAUAACGAAAAAUCGUCCUCAGAUGAUCUCCAUAUUAAGUAAAUGAUACUAAACGUUGCGAAAGAAAUUAUUGUUUGUAUCCGUCCUAUCCAUCGUAAAAGCGAGGGGUCAUCGCAUGACAUCCGGUAUAUUAAACAACAACGAGUUGUAUGCACUAUUUUUCGCCGAGAUCAGUCCGUUCUUAAAGGCGAACAAAGCGAUUCCGGACCGUUAUGAUGAGAGCAAGCCGCAGGAACGCUUGACUGAAGUAAAAUCCACCGAUAUUCGCGGCACACACAAAUAUAAACAAACGUCGCGGAGAAAAAAAAAAGACGAGGAGGAAAAAUGCCAGAUCUUCGCCUCGGCAAUGUAUUCCAGCUACCAUGCCGGCGUAUCCAGAAGGAGGACUCGACGUGGGACAAACCCUGUGAUCUUUUUUAAUUUUGCGCGCAAACUAAUUUAUUCUGGCGCGAAAUGAAGAAUAUGUAUACUGAAAUCUAAUCCACGACAAGAAGAUUUUCGCACUGUAGCGCGACAUAUUAAAUGCCUAUCUUUACAAGUACGCGGAGAAAGUGGGUUUAACUUUUUAAGAUUAAUUUUUACUCCACAAAAGCAAAAUGAAAUGUUUUAUCUCUAUGGUUUUACGUGCCUGAUUAGAAGGCAGAAGUAAAUUCAUCAUACAGACCCCAUCAAAAUGAAAGUACACGAAUGAAACGGAAUAAGUCUGGGACGGUUUAGUUUCUACCCAGCAGCUUCUUUGCUUUUAUAACAAAAAUUUAAUGUUGCAGUCUGUUUUAAACGUUGGCAUAUCAACGCACACAGUCACUGAAUAAAAACAACAAACACGAUCACGUUCUUCGAAACCGACCAGACGCGCGCGACCUACCACUGUUAUGGUAAGCAAUUAUCCUGAAGGUGUUAAUGUUCCCGUGACAGUCUUCGCACUGAAGGUGUAAAUGGUAAACCGAACGGUCGCUUUGAUCAUCAGAAAGACCUGUCAACUUUGAUGAUUUAACUGAUUAAAUUACGGGACAGAAAUUUUACUGCUUGCGGCUCAUCGUGGGUAGAUUUUGUUACAUUUAUUGUGCAGUCAUACUUCGGUACUCUUUUGCAUUGCGCAGAGACAUUCUGUGGAGCAGUUGUUUUGAAAGUUAUGGACCAAAAGACACUCAUUAAGCGCAGGGGAGGUUAUAAGGUGCGUUUAACUGUGUAUAUUUAAACACUUGGAGAGUUUACCAGACACGAGUUCACAAAUCUUUGAUUUAUAUUGGAAACCUUGCCAAACACUCUUUCUCUCUCUUUGACCGGAAUAAGACUCGGCCCCAAACAAGCAAGACGAGUGAACAAUGGCUAGCUUAUCACUAGCAGAUUGAUGGACAUUUACAGAAAUUCGCCGACAAUCAAAUUCUGUGCUGACUUAUUCCCUGCUCACAGAUGUCCCGUCCGUCAUAAAGUUUCAAAUAAGACUACAAUGCGCUAGCGUGGAUCGAUCAAACGUCCUUUUAAUUUCUGAGACUUACUUUCCGGCAAAUAAAAUGAACUGAAUGUAAAAAGGGAAAGAGAAAUAGCGAAAAAUUCAACUUCUAAUUAAAUCUUUUCUUAUGGUUUAGAAUUAACUAUUCUCGAAGCUGAGAAUGUUUUGAUCAAAGCUGUGUAAAUCGAGCUGAAAAUGUGCAUGAAACCUUGCGUUUCCUGUAUUUAUCUCACCUAUUGUAUGGAAUAUGUGUGAAAAUCUUCAUUAUGAAUCGGUAUAUUUCAAAGAGCUACACAACCAGCAAGAAUAGUAUUGACCGACAAUGCACAGAACGGGGGCAGCUGUAGUGUCAACUAUUACUAGUACUUUUUAUACAUCACAUCUGAGGUGAAACAGUACCAUGACGCGCUGUUUUUAUCAUACAGACCUCGAACAGAAUGCAGUAUUUCACAAUUUUGCAACACAAAUUGAACUGACUCAAGAUUCAGGACGAUCGAAGCACGCGUGUCCUUUUACCGGAACCGUUAAAAAAAUUUCCAAAAUAACCUACAUAUACGGCUAGCCGGUUCUCACUUUUGACAAGCGCUUAAUUCAACUGUUUAAAUCAAGAUUAAUAGAGUUAUACGCUACAACAUGAUAAAGAAUUUAUUAUUGCCCCGCAGGGAUUUCGCCCAGAGGCGAAAUCCCGAGGAGGCACCCUAGUAACUCGCGCGUAUAUUAAGGACAGUACUUACAGUUCAAAUAUACAGUCAGUAUACUAGAAAAAAUCUCGAUUUGCUUGAACUGGGGCCGCGAGGAAUCGGUAGGUAAUGAUGACGUUUCUAUUGUUUGCGCCGGCAAGUACGAAAUGGUUAGGAUGACGUAAAGACAGAAAAUACCGAAGGGACCGCUCAGGUAGAUUUUGUUACAUUUCUUGUGCAGUCAUACUUCGGUACUCUUUUGCAUUGCGCAGUGACAUUCUGUGGAGCAGUUGUUUUGAAAGUUAUGGACCAAAAGACACUGGUUAGGCGCAAGGGAGGUUAUAAGGUGCGUUUAACUGUGUAUAUAUAAACACUUGGAGAGUUUGCCAGACACGAGUUCACAAAUCUUUGAUUUAUAUUGGAAACCUUGCCAAACACUCUUUCUCUCUCUUUGACCGGAAUAAGUACCCCCCCUCCGGGAAUAAGACCUCAGCCCGAAACAAGCAAGACGAGUAAACAACGGCUAGCUUAUCACUAGCAGAUUGAUGGACAUUUACGGAAAUUCGCCGACAAUCAAAUUCUGUGCUGACUUAUUCCCUGCUCACAGAUGUCCUUCCGUUAUAAAGUUUCAAAUAAGACUACAAUGCGCUAGCGUGAAUCGAUCAAACGUCCUUUUAAUUUCUAAGGCUUACUUUCCGGCAAAUAAAAUGAACUGAAUGUAAAAAGGGAAAGAGAAAUAGCGAAAAAUUCAACUUCUAAUUAAAUCCUUUCUUAUGGUUUAGAAUAAACUAUUCUCGAAACUGAGAAUGUUUUGAUCAAAGCUGUGUAAAUCGAGCUGAAACUGUGCAUGGAACCUGCGUUUCCUGUAUUUAUCUCACCUAUUGUAUGGAAUAUGUGUGGAAAUCUUCAUUAUGAAUCGGUAUAUUUCAAAGAGCUGCACAACCAGCAAGAAUACUAUUGACCGACAAUAUACAAAACGGGGGCAGCUGUAGUGUCAACUAUUACUAGUGUUUUAUUUUUUGUUUAAUGGUUUUAUAACGAUGUGUAAUCUUCUUCGUUUGAUACGUGCGGCAUUUUGAGUACUCCUGCAAGCGAUGUUCAUGAGCGACUGGAUACAAACGGCACAGCGAUUAAAAUUGCAAAAGAGACCACUAACAAUCAAUAAAAGGAAAAUAAUUCGGUGAAACAUAUACAGAGACAACAAUUGUCAUUCACGAAGACAAGUAUUAAAGUGUCUCUGAAAAUCCUUGUUUAUGUUUUAAGCCGGCUUCCCAGUGUUUGCUUUUUUCAAAGAUGAACUCGAGGCAAGAAAAUUCCUCAAAGCUUUCUUUUACAGCCAGAAUUAUAGCUAAAUAUUCUAUGGAACGUUUUCUUUCCGUUUGCGGUGAGAAAAUGUCUAAAGGCUUUUUAAGUUCUAUAAGCUUAUAAUCAAACCUGAUACUCGGUCAGAUCAUUGUCUCAAAUCUAACAAACGUGCAUAAACUAAAUAGCCGCAUAAACUAAUACCGACUUCAUGAAAUUAGAUAUAAAAAACAAACACCAAAUACAAUAAUUACUCCGGCUUACCAUUCGAGAUGCACUGAAAUCUAUCAAGUAAGGCCAGAAUCGCUUCAGACUUUUCAACCCUCUUACGCAUCAAGCAAAGUGAAAACGAUGCCAUCUGAAAUCGGAUUUCCGACUUUGACAAGCGACGUAUUUUUCAACCAAAAACCCAAUAAACAAACUAGCCAUGAAUAACAGAAGACUCCUGAUAGCAGCUGAAUUUCAUUUUGUACAUCCAGUGGAAAAAGACAGUUAAAAACAUCACAAGCUGACACAAAACUCUGUCUUCAGCUGUAAAAGUAAACAAGACGCUGUGUGAGCGUAUAUUUGGGCGUGGUCGUACUAAGGGUAUGAUACUUUGAACAUGCCUUAUUGCAGCUAAAGAACUGUCAUCAUAUCUUACCAGAGAAGGCAAAUCUUUUACUCCACUUGUUUGCUGAAGCAUACAGCUUAUACAGUAUGUCCCAAUCCACAACAAAAAUAGUGUCAUUUCACGACAAUGUUUGAAAAUAUGCACAUCUUCAAUGCAGACAUGCUUGGAGCCAAAUUGCAACAUAGGACAUACGUGGUUACAGCCCGGAGAGUAAGGUUUAUCUCAGCUCCACUGAUACUGACAGAUGUGUGUUCACACCCAUAACUUUGUACAGUGUAUUGCGGUUACUAACAAGGGCAAAUACAGUUCCUUAAGUCCAGUAUCCACAAGGAUUAAUAAGAGAGUAACACAUUGCAUAAACUGCUAUAGGGCAGCGCUGUUUACAGGAACAUUGGUAACUAUUAACAUUUGAUAUACUACAAUUUUCAACAUUGCUUGAGAAAAGAUGAGAUUCAAAGGUGGAAAAUGUACACCUUUAAGUUCAUAUAUAUCCUCAUUCCUAUGAAGAGUCUGAAAAUAUUGUACUAAUUUAUGCAUGGAUGGUAUUUCCAACAAUACACAUGUCCCUUCACUAUGACUGUUAUGAUACAUAUCUCUAGCAUGAGAAUCAAAUACACUAUAUACCCCAGCCUCAGUGCUGUAGAUACCAACACCAAUAAUUGCCACCGUUAAAAUGAAUGACUUGUAGUUCAGUGCCAAGAGUGUUUGAAAUGCUGUAACCUGUGAGUGGCAUAUACAGUAGUGAUGGAUGUUACAAGUAUAACUGUCACUGUAUUCAAGGUGGAAAAAUUGCUCAAACACUGUAACCAUUCCUGGCAAUUCUGUUAACAUUGACAUAGAUUGUCUUGCAAGCAGUGACAGACAAGAAUAUAUUUGAAUACCAACAAUCAUUAUUUGAGUCAUAUAAUCAACUGAAGUCAUCUUUGUUAUCUUACUGUAAAUUAGAGCGCACAGACUCAUUGCGACACAUCGUUGUCCACCAUUUUCCCCAAAUCCUGUAACAUUUUCUUGACAGUAUGGAACAUUAAUUGUAGCAUCUACAUAAACUGAAGGUCCUGGAUUUUAACCCGGUGAUUCAGACUGUUUUAAGCACUAUAAAAUGGAUAAUUACAUGUACAGAGGGGCAAAUUCUUACUUAGAAGCCUAUUUGGAUAUCUCAUUCCACCUAAAUCGCCUGUGUUCUGCUGCUUGGACGACAGAUACACCUUCCCUCGUUUACGAACUAGUUUUGUAGUUGUCCCUUAAGUAAAAACCUCACACUGUUACUGUUACUUCUGUACCUGUUUAAGUGUAAACCUUCUCUACGUUUAACGUAACAAUGAAUUUCAGACUACAAUGGUGUAUUUUUCCGAAUACUCUUCCAUACAAAAAGUGUCACUUUCCGUGUUUUCUGUAACAAAUAUUUUAAUUUGUUCAUUGGUAGUCUGCAAGGGGCAUGACGGUAACCGGUCAUUUUGUUCCAUGGUCAGAUCGUUGACAUCGUUCCAAGUUCCAUAAAAUAGUCAGUUCGUUCCACAUAUGAAAAGUCAAGUAAAUCAUUCUAAAUCUGUUGAGCGAACUUUAUCGAGAAGAAAAAGGUUUCGUUCAUACCACAAGCUGAUAAAAUAAUAAUCGAUCCAAAGUCGGUUCGAUCCAUCCUAAAUCGUUUGAAAACAAACAAGAGACGAUUUCAACCAGCCACGGGCUUUAACAUUUAAAACGCUGCUUUGAGAGUUUUGAGCUAGAAUCGAUAGUUUUGAGAGAUAUAGCACAACAAGUAAAAGCUAUGCGUCUCUGAGGGUACGGUAUUUCGAAGUGCUUGUAACCUAAAUAUUUCUUUGCAGCGGCCGAUUUAUGCAAAUUUUGAAAACAACGCGAGUUUCGAAUUACAAUCUCGAUUUUAUGGUAAUUUGUCAUGCCGAAAAUAUAAUGGACUAACCUGGUUUAAACCAAUGAAAUUGUAAGUUCUGUUAUAAAUAAAUUUCCCACGACGAGAUCUCAAUUCAACUUCUUUUAUUUCCUCCACAACACAAUUUUCCUUCUGUACAACUAGCUCAUUACCUUCUCUUGUCGUCACCUUGCUGCCAUCAAAACACUAACACAAAACUUGCUGAUAAUGCAAAAUCCCGACGUACAGCAUCGUAUGAAAAACACAACACGCAAUACAAAAACAAGUACAUCAACCGUCAACCUGCUAAACAAAACUGAAAUAAUAAAAAGAAUUGUUGCAGUUAUCACAGUAGUUCCAAAAGAAGCCUCAGUCCCUUUUGGUUUCAAUUGUUGACAAUCGUCUCUUCCUUUAUCGGAACAAAUUUUUAUCACGGGCAACUCAUUGUGCUCCGUAAUGCAAAAAUCAAAAUCACUUUUGUCAUAGUGAUAACCAGCUACACAAACCUUGCGACUCUCAAACUUGUUAAACAUUCCUCUGUUAAAACUCUUAUCCAUUUUACACGUACACUCCUGACAUUCCGAUUUGUUAUUACGUCUACGGGGUCCAUGAGUCUUUCAUGUCAUUGAAUGUCUUGAUAAUUUCCUUUGUUUUUCUUUGAGUUCGCGGACCAGCCCAUUCCGAAAACACUCAGUGUUAUUUUUUUAGUGUGGGCCUACCGCGAACAGUGUGUGCAUUUGUAAGUUUAACCCGGGAUAACAUGAUUGACCAAUAUAUUAACACGUUCCCCGAAACGCCGCGGCCAAAUGUUAUCCAAACUGCUUCUCACUGCUGCUUCGAAAUAUUUCGUAUCAAACGAUACCCAAAUCGUCCCUCCACUCGACCUAACAAAAUCGACCAAUCACAAAAAAUGGACAUAAAAUAAAGAAAACAGCAAAUUCAGAUGACCUCUUAGGAAACAUGCAAUUGAAACUGUCUUUCUAUGAUCGGUGCAUUUCGAUCCUCUCGUCAAAAAAAUGUCAGACGUCAAUCAUCUUCGCGGACCUCUUAGGAAACGAAAGUUUUCUUCAACGGGUUCAAAAGGUCAUUGUUUAUGAUUUGUGAUUGGUGGAUUUCGAUCCGUUUUUUGUGUUUCUGUGUUUCAAGGUUCGUUGCUUGCGAUCUUAUUGUCACCAAAAACCCGACGUUAAUAUUCCAAAUAUUUUUGAUAGAUUUCAUCCCUGGACUUCAGACUUCCAAAUUUCGAUGAGGCAAAAAUACUGAAGAUUCAGAUCAACUUUAGAGAUCGUAAAAGUGCGAUUAAGUGCCUUGUGCAAGCAGAGCUUUCUUUCCCACAUGCCUCUUACCUUGUACAAGACGUUCACAUGGCAGACAUUCGCCUCGCUUCGCUUGUUUACGUUAGCACGUAUUGCGUGCCUAUUGCACAUUUGCGUCAAAACAAGCCGUUUCCAUUACUCUAUUUGGGCCACGCCCAAAUGACAAGUUUCAAGAUGCUGCAAAAAUUUUCCGCUUGACCUCAUCUGCCAAAUUUUGACCAAUUAGAGCAUAAAAAUUGGACGUAGAGACCAACGCGUGACCUUGGUGAGAAAAGUCAAAAGCAACUGACAUGUCUUACUUGCCUGUGAAAACUGGCUGAAUUUUAGCUUCCGAGGUCAGUUUGAAAUCAAAAUUUUAAUUAUGCAGCACAUAUUAAACACAAAAUAUUUCAUAUGAAUUAAAAAAAAUUAAACUUGAGCCUGCGAUCAUUUGAAAACUAGUAACUUGUCAGCGGAUAACUUCAAAAAGAUACUCGACCUCGAUGGGUCGACACCUGAGCCCACGAUAUGGUCAGGUGAUACUGGUCAGCGGAUAUCUUGUUUUGACAUCUGUCAAUUGAUCACAACAUUGAUGUACAAUGUGUGUGCAAUAUCAGUCUUCCUGUGCUCCCAAACUAGCUAGAGAGUGUGAGAUUGAACAUUGGUUAUCCUGUGGUGCGGACGGACCGGCGGGCGGACGGGCGGGCGGUGUACGGUCACGUGAUUACCAAAUUUUCUGGGAUGGGUAGAUUUACUUACCCAUGGUGCUCCGCAGGCGCGCUUCGCGCGUCAGAGCUCUGCUACCAUACGUCGAUUUUGAAAAGUCAAGCGAUCCUGAAAUGCUUAACAGAUCAUCUCAGGGGCACCCAACGAGGAUAUAGUUCAAAACCACUUUACAUAGCAUGGUUGAACGUAUUUUAGCAGCCUCCUCCUCAGGCGCUUCGUUUUUCGCAUGGCAGAGGCGAGCGCGAAACGAGUGACUGGUGAUGAACCGCAAGGGACCAUGGGAAGGGUACAGACGUCAGGCGAAGCCUGUUGUCUCCUUCCCGGCCUUCCUUUGCGAGCACAUUUUCAUCAAAAGAGAGACGUCCGGGUACGAGGCAGUGAAAGUCUAGUGAUCCGAAAAUUAUAGGGAUAAAAACUUACCUUCUCGAAAAUUUCCGCCAGGAAAAGGCUCCCGAAAAUUCUAGAUGGCCUUUUUUAGGGUCAAAAUCCGUUAAAAAUAGGUAAUUAUUCUAUUUUGUAGAUGUUCGAAAAUCCUAGCAGAGGCAGGCAAGCAAGAAAUUUUACAACAAAUGUUCCGAACAUUCUAGAUCUCAAAUCGUCUUUCGAACAGAUAUUUUCCCAAAAUUGCCGUUGGGUGCUCCUGAGAUCUCACGUCUAGUGUUUGGUUUACGCUGGGCUCAGACGAGGAAACCAUGUUUUGUGACACUUAGAACUUUUUUCAGCGCGACUGCCGGUCAAGGUUUUCAAAACACUAAAUGGUCGGCAGUUCUAUAUUCUCAGUAAAUUUCACAAAACCGAAAGAUUCCAGCUAAUCUAAACUAUCAUAUGUGGGCCAUUUAGUCUUUCGGUUUUGUGAAAUUUACUGAGAAUAUAGGACUGCCGGUCAUUUAGUGUUUGAAAACUUUGACCGGCAGUCGAGCUGAAAAGUGUCACAAAACAUGGUUCAGAGUAAACCAAACACUAGACUUGAGAUCUGUAAAGCAUUUCAGGAUCACUUGACUUUUCUAAAUCGACAUAUGAUCAAGAUUAUCAAGCCGGUAAACCCAUAGAAAGUGUGGUCUAUUGCUUAAAUAUAUUAUUUUGGGGGGGGGGGCGAUCAUUUAUUAUUUUCGGUUGGUUGAGGAUUUCCCUCGGGUUUGUUUUGCCUCAGACAUUAGUUCACUUCAAAAACUGAUCUUUUUUUUCACUGUAUUACUGUCAUUUCGUGGACUUGUUCGUUGAUGCUCUCCGAGGCUAAAAUUCCUUUUCAUAUUUCGCUGCUUGAACGCAAGUCUGUGAAACUGGUUUAGAUCGGGAGCCAACGAAUUCAAAUUCGUUCGUGAAUUUUCUACAUCUCUUUUAUUGACGUGGGGUGGUGUGUUAAAAUCUUAAGCACAGCCCUGAAAUCGAACACAACUUUAUUUGGAAUACAUUUUACAGGCUAGCUUGUAUCUGCGUUGCAUUUCAUUCUCAUCGCUCUUUUUGUAAUGAUUCAUAAGGGACCGGUCAUUAUUUAUCGCCUGGGGGGGGUCGGAGGAUUUUGGGCUAAACACGAUGAAAUUUAGCCGAUCCCCCCUUCAAAUGUUAUUUUAUUGAAGUGAUCCCCCCUCAUAACUAUAUAUAACUUUCGUGAUCCCCCCCCAUGUCUUUGUACCCAUAUUCACCUUUCGACGUGUAUAUUUAGUGUUUUAAACGUUCAUAUACAGGUAGUAUUUCUAACUAUGACGUACUUACAGCAUAAUAAAGCCGUUAUCGCGUAGUCUUUUUUUAAAAGUGUCUCUUGAUCCGUGUCUUUUCCUAGUCUGGAUCCAGACAUCUGAAUUCAGUUGACAUACAAGCAAUCUUGCUUAAAACUGCAAGUGCUUGAAACUGCAACAGUGCUUGAAACUGCAAAGUUACUUUUUUUAGAGUGCCAAAUAGCAGUCCGCCAAGUCCCUAUCAGCAGGUCAUAUUUAGCGACAAUUUUCAGAGGACCACACUCUAAAGUCAUUUGCAGGCGAUGAGUUGGCCUAUUUAGAAGAAGCACAUAGGCGAAUCACUACACUGCACGAGGAACUUCAGUCCGCAUCCAACAAGUUGACAACAGCGCAUAUUAUUAAACCUGUCAAAGAAGUUUCCUUUGUGCGCGAGAAAAUCAACAAUGUCAAGAAGAAAGAAGGAAAAUAAGAGGAAGGUCCGAAAAACCAAGGACAAGCGACUCAAGCAGAGGGCACGUCAUCUCUUAGGAAACUUGACCUCAAUCGAGGUCGCGGGGCAAAUUUUCGGUUCAAUCGAAGAGAAUGAUAGAGUUACUCCUGUAGAUAGCAUCAAUGCUGACUUUGCUAAGAAACUAACAAGGCGUUUGCAUCUAGACCCUUUGCUAUGGCUACUAGAAAAGGGUAUUUUUAGCACGACCCUAGCAAAAAAUCUAGAGCAAGUAGCGGCCAUUUUAAGGGCACAAAGUCCAGGGUCAACCUGCCGAAGGGGACUAAAUGUUGCUGUUGAAUCGGAUGACGAGGCUCAAGAGGCAAAUGAAGUUGUUGAAUGGGAUGAUGAGGCUCAAGAUGAGGCAGAUGAAGCAGUUGAAUCGAAUUUAGUAUAGAGCUGACACAGGACGCCCAUUCCUGGAGAGGCGAUAAAUGGUUUAUGUUUAAACAAACACGCUUUUUACAAUGUUUCAGUUAUCAGAAGUUUAUAUAGUUCACAAUUUAGAAUUCACCUGUCAUGUUUAAAGAUGAAUAUUAGCUAAGUCAUGAGCGCGUUAUAAAAGGAAAAAUAUAAAAGCGUUAAAACAGAGCUUUCUCGAUAUAAAUUGAAAUGCACACAUUCGCCAGUGUGACAGACUUCCGUUUUUUAAAUAAAGUUGUGUUAGAACAAAUUGAGAUUGCAAAUGCUAUCAUCUCCCAGCAGAAUGGGCACAUUUAUGUUGUAUGCUUUCAAACUGGCAUUGUUCAAGCAGAUUUGAGUGGUCCCCCCUCUGAAUCCUUCCAAAAUUUUCAGUGAUCCCCCCUUUUGGGCUCUCAGUUACGACUGACCCCCCCCUCUGUUCUCCUAAAAAUCAAGUGAUCCCCCCCAAAAUCCUCCGACCCCCCCCAGGUGAUAAAUAAUGACCGGUCCCUAAGCCUUGUUCACACUAGCAACGCCUGCGACGUAGUCUUAAUCGCAAUAGUAAUCGUAAACAAAACAGUGUUAAUAAAUCCGAUUCUACUGAGUUGUGAAUAAAUCCGAUCUACUGUAAUCAGAUUGUUGGAAGUGCUUGUUUAUUGUUUACUUCGCCGUUUCGGAAAUUUUAAUGCGACCAGGGAUGAUCAAAGUAAGUAAAUAUGAUAAUAUUUAUAGUAUAUCAAAAGAGAAAUGACAAGUGCUAAUUCAUCAGAUUUAAGAAUCUAAGAAUUCUUUGAGCAGCUUACGUUUUAAAACCUUCUUCUUCUGAGUUAGAAAUUAGAUUCUAAGGAAUUCCAAAUGCUGACAGUUCGAUGAUGAAAAGUUCUUUGACCAGAGGCGGUUUUAUAAGUGGGAUAUUCAAUAAAUGGGAAUUCCUGGUAGGGUAAUUGCUAACGUUAGUCGGGGAAUGCACAUGCAAUCUGGCCAAUCCCCUCCCCUGUACUCUGUGAAGGGAGGGGAGAGACGGCAAGGGUUGAAGUUCGGGAAUGCCCUCAGGAAUUUCCUCUUUUAAAGCAAAUGAUCAAAGAUUAGGCCAACUUGAGAGCGUGCCGUGAGUUCAGUCGGAGUGAGCUAGUGUUUCUUUAUGGACAGGGAACAUUAUCUUAGAGAAGGUCUCUGCUUCCUGGAGAUUAGAUCUCGUUAUUUUUCAUUCUCAAUAUAAUUUGGGUUUUAAUGAAACUUGGAGGCGACGUUUUUUGCCUUGCAGACCUAAUGCAUUGUUAACCCGGCAACAUGACGACACUUCGGGUUUUCGUGAAAACUUGUUCGGAAGCAACUGGUUGGCUGGAGUUAGGUCGUGGGGGUUCUGUUACAGCUCAUAUCCCCGUGAGGAACCACGAAAAUUUGAUAAGGAUUCAAAAGAAAUUUGCUGGAUGGAAGGUUGAACUGUCCCGCGCACAUCCGGGAUUUGGGAAACCGUACUUAGUGCUACUGACAAAUGAAAACAAGGUUUGUAGAAAUUGCGUCAGUCAUUGUACUCUUGUAGAUGUAAUAAAUUUUCACGAAUAGCAAGUUUUACUGGUUCGUAUCUCUGUUCCACAUGCAAGAAUUAUGAAACAUUUUUCCUCGAAAAAUUAAUUCCGUUUUUGAAGGAGAUUUUUGAAAUACCAAUGGAAACGAAUUUGCGUAUUGCGUGUGCUGAAAAAGGAAAAUGUGCGUUUCGGAACUCUAAUCAGCGUCGUUUUUUCGGAGAGGGAAAUUCACGUUUCUAUGAAAACUCAAAUGUCAGGGCCCUGCUUAGGGCCCUUUAGUCAACUGAAAAUUCUGUUACUGGAUUGUUUACGUCUAUUAGUAUUUCCUUGUCGGCUGGGGCUGGUAAUGUCAGACAAAAAAAUGGUCCUUGAAUUUUCUCAUGCCUCCUCAUAGUCAAAAUAUGAAUCGCCUGGCUUCGACUCGAAUUAAUGUUGGUUGUUUUUGUCCUUUUUGUAGGGUGAUGUGAUCAAGUUAUCGAUUGUACCUCAGCAAGACUUCGUGAGGACAUUUCUGAAUCACUGCAAGUUCAAGAGUGUCCAGCAUUUUACACUCGUCGGACCAAACAUAACUACUUGCAGAUCACAGAUUGAUAAAACAACCAGUGGAAUGAAACUUGAGUUAGAAUCAUACGGCACGUUAAGAAUGUCUUCACGUCCUCUUCAGAUCAAAGAGGUUUCUGCGAGAGUUAUACCCAGAGAAGGUAAGGAAUAUUGUUUUGAAGUGAUGUAAGUUAAAUGCACUACCCUGUUAGUUGACUUAACACUUGUCACAUAAUUAAACGGGUUUUACUGCAUGAGAACCAAACCACUGGUGAGCCACCGACGUGACCUGGCUGUCAGAAAACAAUCCCCAGUUACUGUUGCUCUUGAGCCAAAAUGGAUCAUCCCAAUUGGUUUGUUAGUUCAGGUCUGAAGUUUUCAGGUGUUAUGGUUGCUUCUCCUAGAAAAUGACUUUCAAAGCACUUUGAGGGGGAUAGACAAACUUCCCGUGUUGUACAUGAUGGGCUCUGGCACCGCCAUUGAGCUUAGAACAGUAUUGCUCUUCUUCUUGACGAGAGUGUUCUCCCCCCCCUCUCUCUCUUUCUCUCUCCUUCUCUCUCCGCCCCCAAUUGGAACCUUGAAACUCGAGAGACGGUAGCUGUGUCAGUCAAUUGUUGCCUUUCCUUACUCAAUUUUUCUAUGACAUCCUAUCGUUUUCGCGAACGUUUCAUAUCGUCUUUACACACCAGGUUCAAGUUGAUUAAGUUCUCUCCCUACAACGCUAAUGAAAGCAAAGACAAAGCUUGUGUUAAAUUUGACUGUGUCAAAGAAUGGCUUUCCUCCCACCAAAGCCGUACUAUUAUAUUAUUUGAUACGCGAGGCUAAUAUUUAUCCAAGCUGUUGGAUGUUGGAGUUGGACACAACUCAAAAGAAAUGAAAGCCAUAUUUUCUUGCAGUGGUGCCUAGUGAUUCCGACGCUAAAUAUUCUCUUAUUAUUUUCCAGGAUGCAACGAUUUUUGUCAUAUUUACGUAGACACCGGAGCUGUGUUGAGAUGCCGCAGCAUUGAAGUAGACCUCAACAAUCGAGGUGUUGUAUUCAUUAACGGUACGGUCACCAGUCAAUCUUUUGGUGAAGGAAAACGUCUGACCAUCAAAAUAAACAGUGGGGAACUUCACAUUGGAAUAGACGGGGUUUUGGGCCAAGAACUCAAUGCCAUAAGAAAUGCCAAAAAUGAAAAUGAGACAAGGACAUUGGAAGUCGUAAUUGCCCAUGGCAAUUUGACAAACUUUGGAACACUAUGUGCUCGAAAUUAUCUGACGUUAACAUGCAACAACAUCAUGUUAUGCUCAGAUUCGAAACACGACACCGCUCAGCGUGGCUUUAGCAGUUUCAUUUCACUACAGAAAGACUUGGGUUUUUUAUCAGACAUCACCCAACGUCCAAAGACCAGUUCUUCCCUUAAUGAUUGUCGACUUUUGCAAGCAGUCAAGACGCUUGAUUCAUCAAACUUCGUAUAUGUUGUGAAUGAAGAAGUGGAUCCAGCGGGUAUAGUCAUCGGGAGAAGCAUUGCAUCAGAAUUUAAUGUGAUGUGUCGGGAAUGGAAAGACGACUUCGAAAAAGAAAAGAGUGAAAAAGAAGUUAUACGUGGGGGACUAGUGACGUGCAAGUGGAGACAUGGCGUCAUUCGAUCAUCCUCUAUCUCCUGCAUUGUAAAGGAAGACAUCCAUGACUGUUCACAGCUGCAAGGGAAGAAAAUCCAUUUUAAUGUUGGUGGAUCUAUAACGGUUGUCAAGCCAUGGACAUGGCAAUGCGGAAAUGUAAGUGGCCUUGUCAGAGGCGAUUUCUUGUUUUUCGACAACGCAAUCUUGGAAAGGUUCGACCAAUUGUACGUCCUUAGAAACGUCAGAAUCUUUGAGACAUCCAUCGUUUCGACUAGAACGGGUGGAAAAUUACACACUGGUGAAGUCUUUGAGAACAAGAGCUUAAUUGUCAGUGACCGUGAUCUUGCUUUGGACCUCGGCCAGUUAAAGCAAGGCAGAGAAGCGAACAUGAUCAGCAAAGGCGAUCUUCUAUUGGUCUUUCGAGAUGGUGUUGAAAAUAGCUGGUUUGGCCAUGUUGUUGUGCUACAACAUUUCUUCAUUCAGCUAGGGAAAAAAGUUUCCUGUGAUGCUUUUUGCAUUGCCAAAGAAUGCGAUGUCGAAUUUUUUGAAAGAGAUGCUCAGCUGCUUGUCAAUCAAGAUUUCGGCGUGGAAGAGGGAAGUUUGAAUCUAAAGGCCAUUGAUGUAAGCCAGGUUACCAACUUCAUCGUGCUGGGUGAAUUGCAUGCUGAAGGAAUUAAUGGUAAAACGGCCUCUGUUUGCACACGAUCUGGUGCAGUUGUUGACCUCAAUUGUUCCCCGAAAUACAGACCAAACCAAGGUAUGAUAAACGUCAUUACAAGAUGUCUGGAAAUCAGCGCUGACUCCGUCAUGUCAUGUAAUGGUCCUCAAGACAAAGAGGACAAAGGCAUCUUUGGCGACUCAAACAUUGUAAACAAUGUCUUCUCUGAAGACGUCAUCUCGGUGAAUGGCAACCUGACAGCGUUCGGAACACUUUUGAACAUUCAGUCCAAGGCUUUCAACAACAGUGGUGUGGUAAAACUGUCACCUGCCAGCACCAAUAACAGCUCAGAAGCAAGUUUGCUUAGCAUCAAUUGCAAGGAAGAAACCGUGAAUACGGGAGUUAUUGAAUGCGAUGGGAACAUGCAUCUAAAAUCGGAGAAUUUGUCUAAUGAAAGAGGAAUCCUGAAAUCCUCCAACAUGGAUGUGGCAAUCCAUUCUAAUGAUGCAGCAACAAUAGGUGGCCGCAUUUACGUCGAUAAAUACUUCAUUGUUAACUCGCAAUCGCAGAGCGCUCUGUCCUUUUCUGCAUUGGGGGGAAAAGAUGAAUGCAAAGAAGGAUUUGUUCUACCAGACCAAUUUGAAGUUAGAUGUGUUAAAGGUCGAUUGCUGAUUGACUCCGCCAUUGCCAAAUCAGAAGGCACCAUCGAGCCUGAAUGUAUUUUCAGACUCUGUAAAUGCUUGAAGUUGCGUAAAGAAUGUGAUCUGGGACAGUUCUUGGUUGAAUUCCAUGGAAGUGAAGAUAUCGUCAGUAAGGAAUUGAACAAGUCAGUGCUUUCAGUAGAAGAUUCUCUUCAAGCUAGCCGUCUCUGGUUCGCAGCUGCGAAUAUUCCCAUGAAAGAACGCCUUUCCAUUGAAGGUCCGAACAAGACGACUAUCAUUCAUGAAAUCAAAGUUGAUGAAUCAAUUGAGGAGAUUGUAUUUGACACAAUCAAUCCCCUUAAAUGCUCUCACGCUUCUUUUGAUUGUCAUCUGGCAGUCAUCCAAUGCGAAAUCGAGUGUGUUGAUGUCACAGCGAAUUCACUUCAUAUUCCAGGAAGACUGAGAUGUACCCAGCCAGCCACUAGAGAAAAACCAUCAACCAUCAUCGUAGAGGAUAUAAUAUCGUUCACUGGCAGCUUGGAAUGUGUGGGCUCCGUGGAAGUUAGUGUGAGAAAGUCCUUUGAGCAGGAGAAGGCGGAAUCUGGGAGUAUAGAUAUCCUCAAAAGACUAAAGAUAGUCACAGAGGAAAACGGUACCGUUUCGCUGAAAGGAUUAACUAAAGGGAAAUUGGAUUCGUUGACUUUGUUGGAAAUUGAAGCCCAGAAUAUUAACAUUUCGGGAAGCUUGACGGAAGUGUCAGCUGUGAAAAUUGUCGCAGAUAAAGGUUUGCAUCUUACCAGGGAGAGCAAAAUCAAUUCAUGCAAGUCAGUAGAAAUUAAAGGAGAGUGGGUUACAACGGCUGGCUCAAUAUUAGAAUUCAGUCAUCUUCACAUACAACCAUUGGCAGUUCUGAACUCUGGUAAAAUAGAUUCGGCUCGGGAAACUUGUGAUAUUACCUUAUCUUCUGACCUUGCCUUGGUCAACAGUGGAAUUUGCAGGGGCCAGGUAACCUCUCUGGAAGCACCAUUCCUGUUAAGCCUUCCAGGCGAAGAGAUCGCUGAUGUAAACGAUGUGACGAGGUGUGAACUGGUUGGGCGAGGCAACAUUAAACUGGAAAGUAUCACGUGUUUCCUUGGGGGCUCUGCCCUAAAAUCGAACAAACAGAUCGAAAACAACGCAGUUCUGCUUUUCAAGUUUCUGGUCUACGUAACGUGCAUACCCGACGCCAAAAGCGUAGAAGCGUGGUCAAAAGCUGGAGAAUGGCUGAAGAAUAUUCAUAAAGAAUACGAGGCAAGCAAAGAGAGCCAGUCAUCUAAAUCAUUGAGAUCGUUGAGCAGAGGUUCUAUGCAAAACGCAGAAAUCACCUUACGACUGGGCCAAAUGUACAACAUGGUGAAUAACUUUGUAGCAGAAGUUCUGAAGAACGGCAUUGAGUCUUUUGACGUGCAAAAACUGGUUUUUAUCAUUACAAGCGAGAGCGAUAGAUACACGACGAUAAACAUGCUGAAAGAAAAAUUAUUGGCAAUCCCACGAAAGGCAAGAAAGAUGCGAGAAUUGAUAAAGAAACGAGGAAUGAACGCUUUGAAAUCAAUGAAGGAAAGCUUUGGCUUCUCUGAAUCAAAGAAGACAAGUAAUCAAGAAGAUGGUAUUCACGAAUCUGGCUCUUACUGUUUUGGGGAGGGUGUCACCUUCACAGAUUCAUUCUAUGAAGCACUCUUUGAUGAAGUAUUCUGCGACAAUGGUGCUCAAUUUGCUGGAGAUGUUGCUGUUGCAUCUAAAGAAAUUUUUUUGAGCAAAAGGGAAAAGAGAGCUAUCGCGAUGGUGCUUUGCGCAGAUGUUGUGUGCAGCGUGGGUGAUAUUGCCAGCCGUUCUUUGGACAUGAAAUCAUCCCCAGGAAAGGUUGAGCUUGUUGGAACAGUUGAAUCAGACCAAGCAACGAUUGAAGCUAAGUCGGGCAUUGAUCUGGCUUAUCAUGACAAAAGAGAAGGACGGGCCAAGGCAGAUCACAAGUUCAAGAGCAUUACGAUGAAAACUAACAAAAUCAACGAGGUUAAUAGUUUCCUGAAAGGCGAAGGAGUGUAUGAAGAUUUAAAGAUCUCUGAUCAACUCGGCUUGGUGUUGACGGAUCAAGAUGUUGUUUUCUCGAGCUGUAACCUUCAUCAUGGGUACGGGGUCAAUCUUAAGGCAAGGUCAGUUAGUAUUGAAAAUUCUAGCCUGAGAUUUGACAAAGGCGCAUCCAUAUCAUCAGAUCAAACUCUCAAUGUCAGGGGCUCAUCAGUCAGGUCUCAAAACUCUGCCUUGUUAGAGUCUGUUCAAGGAAAGGUCAACUUGGAUUCGUCAAGUCUUGGAGCUGGCGGCGUUGCAGCUGUAGUAUCAAGCAAAGGAUCAGUUUCGAUGGCUGCUAGCUCAGUUUCUGGUGAGAAAGAUGCCCUUGUGAAGGCGAAGAAGGACGUAACUAUUGAUGUCAGAGAAACGAGACACAACACUUCUUCGUCAGAUAGAGGUUUUUUUAGCUCCUCAGAAGAUGUAACAUCGUAUUCCACUGUUUCAAAAUCGAGUAUCUCUUCCUCGUCUGGAAGUGUAUCGAUUGAAUCAGAAGAGGGAAAGAUCAGUGCAACAGCCACAGAAAUUCAGGGAGCCAAAAACAUAGCGAUUUCAGCGAAGGAAGAUGUUGUUACCCAAGACAAAGUGACUGUUCGAGAAGAAGAGCAUGUGAGGAGCAACUUGUUCACAACAAAGAGAACAAGACAAAGAACAGAAGAUCAGCAUUACUCCUCAUUAAAUGCUGGUGGAUCACUUACUAUUUUAUCCAGAGAUUCUAAUGUGGCCAUGAUCGGGACUAAUUGUUCGGUCAGUGGCGACAUGAAGCUUCAAACCGCUGGUACUGUCUUAUUUAAGGACAGGAUACUGUCAAAAUCAAAGGAGGGUCAGUCAAGUGGAUUUUCAUUCUCCUCAGAAAAUGGUCUAUCGCUUGGGGAAAAAUCCGAACGAAUGAUGCAGCAGCGUUUAGCUAGGCGCACCAUGAAAGUUGGUGGCAACUUGUCUAUUUCAGCGCAAAACUUUGACGUGAAAAAUGCAGUGGGUAUGGAUGUUGGAAAUAUGCUUAUCGAUGCCGAGAACGUUAACUUCGAAGGAGCAGAAUUGAAUAAUUCGUAUUCUUGCAAUGAAUGGUCGGUGGGACGUGGAAUUCAGUCACCGGGUACAGUGAAUAUAACCAUGACAAAUGCUUGCUCAAAACAGAAGCAAAUCGUCAAUCAAGGCACCACUGUUCGAGGAAGAACUCAUUUUCUCUCGGUGCAAAAUGCAAAUUUUACUGCAUCUAACCUAGAAACUAAUGCCAUCACUGGGAAUAUUGAGAAUUUCCUUGUCAUUUCCAAGCAGAGUGAAAUAGAGGCGUUCGAGAAGACAACAAGUGUUGGCUUUCCCAUCGGUCCGAGAUUUCCUGUUCCCGAAAAGUUCGGUUACAGCGAGAGUUCAGACGGUGGGAAGUUUGUAGAAAAGGCAGGCGGCAUCCAUUGCCGUGGACCAAUAAAAGAAGAAGAGUUCGAAGUCAGUUCUCUAAACCUCAAAGGUUCAUCAGUUACGGCUGAUGAAGAUAUUGGAAAUUUUGCGAAGAAAAUUAUCUCGGAAAAAGUUUCCAGCUAUCGAUCACAGUCCUCUUUCGGAUUCUCCUUAGGUGUCAAUAAAACAGGAGUAGACUUGGGGCUGAGUACGAGCAAGAAAUCAAUGGCCAUGGAACACCAGGGAACUAUUGAAUCCUCUUCAGGAACUGUUUCCAAAGAAACAAAGAGGUCCGUUAAUACGGACUAUGGCAAACAUGCAAGGAUCACCGAUCAGCGCAAGUCGGCAUUUGGAUUUAAUCUUGAAGUAGCGAAAGACGGUGUGGGUGCAGAGCUUCAGGUAAAUGAUAAAGGAUUAAGAGUUUUUACUUCAAAACAAAAAAUAGGAGGUCAAAGGCUGUGUCCUUUUGGAAUUUCUAAACCAAAAUCCAAGCAUUGCAAAGCACUUGACCUCACAGCUGGUGAUUUGAAGACUAGAUUUAAGCCAGAGAAAAACAGCAAGACAGACGAAACGGCGACUUCCGCAACUGUUCAACUCGCAGGUGUUAAACUUGCUGUUUCAAUAUCGAAUCAUUCAAAAUCGCUCCACUUAGAAGCUGGUGACGUGAAGACUGGAUUUAAGCGAGAGAAAAACAGCAAGACAGGCAACACGGCGACUUCCGCAACUGUUCAAGUAGCAGAUGUUAAACUUGCUGGUUCAACAUCAAAGCAUUCAAAAUCCCUCCACUUAGAAGCUGGUGACGUAAAGACUGGAUUUAAGCGAGAGAAAAACAGCGAGACAGGCGAAACAGCGAAUUGCGCAACUGUUCAAGUCGCAGAUGUUAAACUUGCUGGUUCAACAUCGAAGCAUUCAAAAUCGCUCGACUUAGAAGCUGGUGACGUGAAGACUGGAUUUAAGCAAGAGAAAAAAAGCGAGACAGGCGAAACGGCGACUUCCGCAACUGUUCAAGUCGCAGAUGUUAAACUUGCUGGUUCAACAUCGAAGCAUUCAAAAUCGCUCGACGUAGAAGCUGGUGACGUGAAGACUGGAUUUAAGCGAGAGAAAAACAGCGAGACAGGCGAAACGACGACUUCCGCAACUGUUCAAAUCGCAGAUGUUAAACUUGCUGGUUCAACAUCGAAGCAUUCAAACUCGCUCGACUUUGCAGCUGGUGACGUGAAGACUGGAUUUAAGCGAGAGAAAAACAGCGAGAAAGGCGAAACGACGACUUCUGCGACUGUUCAAGUCGCAGAUGUUAAACUUGCUGGUUCAACAUCGAAGCAUUCAAAAUCGCUCGACUUUGCAGCUGGUGAUGUGAAGACUGGAUUUAAGCGAAAGAAAAACAGCGAGACAGGCGAAACGGCGACUUCCGCAACUGUUCAAGUCGCAGAUGUUAAACUUGCUGGUUCAACAUCGGAGAAUUCAAAAUCGCUCCACUUAGAAGCUGGUGACGUGAAGACUGGAUUUAAGCGAGAGAAAAACAGAGAGACAGGCGAAACGACGACUUCUGCAACUAUUCAAGUCGCAGAUAUUAAACUUGCUGGUUCAACAUCGAAGCAUUCAAAAUCGCUCCACUUAGAAGCUGGUGACGUGAAGACUGGAUUUAAGCGAGAGAGAAACAGUAAGACAGGCGAAACGGCGACUUCCGCAACUGUUCAAGUCGCAGAUGUUAAACUUGCUGGUUCAACAUCGAAACAUUCAAAAUCCCUCGACUUAGAAACUGGUGACGUGAAGACUGGAUUUAAGCGAGAGAAAAACAGCGAAACAGGCGAAACGACGACUUCCGCAACUGUUCAAGUCGCAGAUGUUAAACUUGCUGGUUCAACAUCGAAGCAUUCAAAAUCGCUCGACGUAGAAGCUGGUGACGUGAAGACUGGAUUUAAGCGAGAGAAAAACAGGGACACAGGCGAAACGACGACUUCUGCAACUGUUCAAGUCGCAGAUGUUAAACUUGCUGGUUCAACAUCGAAGCAUUCAAAAUCGCUCGACUUUGCAGCUGGUGAUGUGAACACUGGAUUUAAGCGAGAGAAAAACAGCGAGACAGGCGAAACGGCGACUUCCGCAACUGUUCAAAUCGCAGAUGUUAAACUUGCUGGUUCAACAUCGGAGAAUUCAAAAUCGCUUUACUUAGAAGCUGGUGACGUGAAGACUGGAUUUAAGCGAGAGAAAAACAGCGAGACAGGCGAAACGACGACUUCUGCAACUGUUCAAGUCGCAGAUGUUAAACUUGCUGGUUCAACAUCGAAGCAUUCAAAAUCGCUCGACGUAGAAGCUGGUGACGUGAAGACUGGAUUUAAGCGAGAGAGAAACAGUGAGACAGGCGAAACGGCGACUUCCGCAACUGUUCAAGUCGCAGAUGUUAAACUUGCUGGUUCAACAUCGAAACAUUCAAAAUCCCUCCACUUAGAAGCUGGUGACGUUAAGACUGGAUUUAAGCGAGAGAAAAACAGCGAGACAGGCGAAACGACGACUUCCGCAACUGUUCAAGUCGUAGAUGUUAAACUUGCUGGUUCAACAUCGAAGCAAUCAAACUCGCUCGACUUUGCAGCUGGUGACGUGAAGACUGGAUUUAAGCGAGAGAAAAACAGCGAGACAGGCGAAACGGCGACUUCCGCAACUGUUCAAGUCGCAGAUGUUAAACUUGCUGGUUCAACAUCGAAGCAUUCAAAAUCGCUCCACUUAGAGGCUGGUGACGUGAAGACUGGAUUUAAGCGAGAGAGAAACAGUAAGACAGGCGAAACGGCGACUUCCGCAACUGUUCAAGUCGCAGAUGUUAAACUUGCUGGUUCAACAUCGAAAGAUUCAAAAUCCCUCGACUUAGAAACUGGUGACGUGAAGACUGGAUUUAAGCGAGAGAAAAACAGCGAAACAGGCGAAACGACGACUUCCGCAACUGUUCAAGUCGCAGAUGUUAAACUUGCUGGUUCAACAUCGAAGCAUUCAAAAUCGCUCGACGUAGAAGCUGGUGACGUGAAGACUGGAUUUAAGCGAGAGAAAAACAGGGACACAGGCGAAACGACGACUUCUGCAACUGUUCAAGUCGCAGAUGUUAAACUUGCUGGUUCAACAUCGAAGCAUUCAAAAUCGCUCGACUUUGCAGCUGGUGAUGUGAACACUGGAUUUAAGCGAGAGAAAAACAGCGAGACAGGCGAAACGGCGACUUCCGCAACUGUUCAAAUCACAGAUGUUAAACUUGCAGGUUCAACAUCGGAGAAUUCAAAAUCGCUUCACUUAGAAGCUGGUGACGUGAAGACUGGAUUUAAGCGAGAGAAAAACAGCGAGACAGGCGAAACGACGACUUCUACAACUGUUCAAGUCGCAGAUGUUAAACUUGCUGGUUCAACAUCGAAGCAUUCAAAAUCGCUCGACUUAGAAGCUGGUGACGUGAAGACUGGAUUUAAGCGAGAGAGAAACAGUGAGACAGGCGAAACGGCGACUUCCGCAACUGUUCAAGUCGUAGAUGUUAAACUUGCUGGUUCAACAUCGAAGCAUUCAAAAUCCCUCCACUUAGAAGCUGGUGACGUGAAGACUGGAUUUAAGCGAGAGAAAAACAGCGAGACAGGCGAAACGGCGACUUCCGCAACUGUGCAAGUCGCAGAUGUUAAACUUGCUGGUUCAACAUCGAAACAUUCAAAAUCCCUCGACUUAGAAGCUGGUGACGUGAAGACUGGAUUUAAGCGAGAGGAAAACAGCGAGACAGGCGAAACGGCGACUUCCGCAACUGUUCAAGUCGCAGAUGUUAAAGUUGCUGGUUCAACAUCGAAGCAUUCAAACUCGCUCGACUUUGCAGCUGGUGACGUAAAGACUGGAUUUAAGCGAGAGAAAAACAGCGAGACAGGCGAAACGACGACUUCCGCAACUGUUCAAGUCGUAGAUGUUAAACUUGCUGGUUCAACAUCGAAGCAUUCAAACUCGCUCGACUUUGCAGCUGGUGACGUAAAGACUGGAUUUAAGCGAGAGAAAAACAGCGAGACAGGCGAAACGGCGACUUCCGGAACUGUUCAAAUCGCAGAUGUUAAACUUGCUGGUUCAACAUCGAAGCAUUCAAAAUCGCUCCACUUAGAGGCUGGUGACGUGAAGACUGGAUUUAAGCGAGAGAAAAACAGCGAGACAGGCGAAACGACGACUUCCGCAACUGUUCAAGUCGCAGAUGUUAAACUUGCUGGUUCAACAUCGAAGCAUUCAAAAUCGCUCGACUUAGAAGCUGGUGACGUGAAGACUGGAUUUAAGCGAGAGAGAAACAGUGAGACAGGCGAAACGGCGACUUCCGCAACUGUUCAAGUCGCAGAUGUUAAACUUGCUGGUUCAACAUCGAAGCAUUCAAAAUCGCUCCACUUAGAAGCUGGUGACGUGAAGACUGGAUUUAAGCGAGAGAAAAACAGGGAGACAGGCGAAACGACGACUUCCGCAACUGUUCAAGUCGCAGAUGUUAAACUUGCUGGUUCAACAUCGAAACAUUCAAAAUCCCUCCACUUAGAAGCUGGUGACGUUAAGACUGGAUUUAAGCGAGAGAAAAACAGCGAGACAGGCGAAACUACGACUUCCGCAACUGUUCAAGUCGUAGAUGUUAAACUUGCUGGUUCAACAUCGAAACAUUCAAACUCGCUCGACUUUGCAGCUGGUGACGUGAAGACUGGAUUUAAGCGAGAGAAAAACAGCGAGACAGGCGAAACGGCGACUUCCGCAACUGUUCAAAUCGCAGAUGUUAAACUUGCUGGUUCAACAUCGAAGGAUUCAAAAUCGCUCCACUUAGAGGCUGGUGACGUGAGGACUGGAUUUAAGCGAGAGAGAAACAGUAAGAAAGGCGAAACGGCGACUUCCGCAACUGUUCAAGUCGCAGAUGUUAAACUUGCUGGUUCAACAUCGAAACAUUCAAAAUCCCUGGACUUAGAAACUGGUGACGUGAAGACUGGAUUUAAGCGAGAGAAAAACAGCGAAACAGGGGAAACGACGACUUCCGCAACUGUUCAAGUCGCAGAUGUUAAACUUGCUGGUUCAACAUCGAAGCAUUCAAACUCGCUCGACUUUGCAGCUGGUGACGUGAAGACUGGAUUUAAGCGAGAGAAAAACAGCGAGACAGGCGAAACGGCGACUUGCGCAACUGUUCAAGUCGCAGAUGUUAAACUUGCUGGUUCAACAUCGAAGCAUUCAAAAUUGCUCGACUUAGAAGCUGGUGACCUGAAGACUGGAUUUAAGCGAGAGAAAAACAGCGAGACAGGCGAAACGAUGACUUCUGCAACUGUUCAAGUCGCAGAUGUUAAACUUGCUGGUUCAACAUCGAAGCAUUCAAAAUUGCUCGACUUAGAAGCUGGUGACGUGAAGACUGGAUUUAAGCGAGAGAGAACCAGUGAGACAGGCAGAUGUUAAACUUGCUGGCGACUUCCGCAACUGUUAAGCGAGAGAAAAACAGCGAGACAGUCGAAACGACGACUUCGCAGAUGUUAAACUUGCUGGUUCAACAUCGAAGCAUUCAAAAUCCCUCGACUUAGAAGCUGGUGACGUGAAGACUGGAUUUAAGCGAGAGAAAAACAGCGAGACAGGCGAAACGACGACUUCCGCAACUGUUCAAGUCGUAGAUGUUAAACUUGCUGGUUCAACAUCGAAGCAUUCAAACUCGCUCGACUUUGCAGCUGGUGACGUGAAGACUGGAUUUAAGCGAGAGAAAAACAGCGAGACAGUCGAAACGACGACUUGCGCAACUGUUCAAGUCGCAGAUGUUAAACUUGCUGGUUCAACAUCGAAACAUUCAAAAUCCCUCGACUUAGAAACUGGUGACGUGAAGACUGGAUUUAAGCGAGAGAAAAACAGCGAAACAGGCGAAACGACGACUUCCGCAACUGUUCAAGUCGCAGAUGUUAAACUUGCUGGUUCAACAUCGAAGCAUUCAAAAUCGCUCGACGUAGAAGCUGGUGACGUGAAGACUGGAUUUAAGCGAGAGAAAAACAGGGACACAAGCGAAACGACGAGUUCUGCAACUGUUCAAGUCGCAGAUGUUAAACUUGCUGGUUCAACAUCGAAGCAUUCAAAAUCGCUCGACUUUGCAGCUGGUGAUGAGAAGACUGGAUUUAAGCGAGAGAAAAACAGCGAGACAGGCGAAACGGCGACUUCCGCAACUGUUCAAAUCGCAGAUGUUAAACUUGCUGUUUCAACAUCGGAGAAUUCAAAAUCGCUUCACUUAGAAGCUGGUGACGUGAAGACUGGAUUUAAGCGAGAGAAAAACAGCGAGACAGGCGAAACGACGACUUCUGCAACUGUUUAAGUCGCAGAUGUUAAACUUGCUGGUUCAACAUCGAAGCAUUCAAAAUCGCUCGACUUAGAAGCUGGUGACGUGAAGACUGGAUUUAAGCGAGAGAGAAACAGUGAGACAGGCGAAACGGCGACUUUCGCAACUGUUCAAGUCGCAGAUGUUAAACUUGCUGGUUCAACAUCGAAGCAUUCAAACUCGCUCGACUUAGAAGCUGGUGACGUGAAGACUGGAUUUAAGCGAGAGAAAAACAGCGAGACAGGCGAAACGGCGACUUCCGCAACUGUGCAAGUCGCAGAUGUUAAACUUGCUGGUUCAACAUCGAAACAUUCAAAAUCCCUCGACUUAGAAGCUGGUGACGUGAAGACUGGAUUUAAGCGAGAGGAAAACAGCGAGACAGGCGAAACGGCGACUUCCGCAACUGUUCAAGUCGCAGAUGUUAAACUUGCUGGUUCAACAUCGAAGCAUUCAAACUCGCUCGACUUUGCAGCUGGUGACGUAAAGACUGGAUUUAAGCGAGAGAAAAAUAGCGAGACAGGCGAAACGGCGACUUCCGCAACUGUUCAAGUCGCAGAUGUUAAACUUGCUGGUUCAACAUCGAAGCAUUCAAAAUCGCUCCACUUAGAGGCUGGUGACGUGAAGACUGGAUUUAAGCGAGAGAAAAACAGCGAGACAGGGGAAACGACGACUUCUGCAACUGUUCAAGUCGCAGAUGUUAAACUUGCUGGUUCAACAUCGAAGCAUUCAAAAUCGCUCGACUUAGAAGCUGGUGACGUGAAGACUGGAUUUAAGCGAGAGAGAAACAGGGAGACAGGCGAAACGGCGACUUCCGCAACUGUUCAAGUCGCAGAUGUUAAACUUGCUGGUUCAACAUCGAAACAUUCAAAAUCCCUCCACUUAGAAGCUGGUGACGUUAAGACUGGAUUUAAGCGAGAGAAAAACAGCGAGACAGGCGAAACGACGACUUCCGCAACUGUUCAAGUCGUAGAUGUUAAACUUGCUGGUUCAACAUCGAAACAUUCAAACUCGCUCGACUUUGCAGCUGGUGAGGUGAAGACUGGAUUUAAGCGAGAGAAAAACAGCGAGACAGGCGAAACGGCGACUUCCGCAACUGUUCAAAUCGCAGAUGUUAAACUUGCUGGUUCAACAUCGAAGGAUUCAAAAUCGCUCCACUUAGAGGCUGGUGACGUGAAGACUGGAUUUAAGCGAGAGAGAAACAGUAAGACAGGCGAAACGGCGACUUCCGCAACUGUUCAAGUCGCAGAUGUUAAACUUGCUGGUUCAACAUCGAAAGAUUCAAAAUCGCUCGACUUUGCAGCUGGUGACGUGAAGACUGGAUUUAAGCGAGAGAAAAAAGGCGAAACAGGGGAAACGACGACUUCCGCAACUGUUCAAGUCGCAGAUGUUAAACUUGCUGGUUCAACAUCGAAGCAUUCAAAAUCGCUCGACUUUGCAGCUGGUGACGUGAAGACUGGAUUUAAGCGAGAGAAAAACAGCGAGACAGGCGAAACGGCGACUUCCGCAACUGUUCAAGUCGCAGAUGUUAAACUUGCUGGUUCAACAUCGAAGCAUUCAAAAUUGCUCGACUUAGAAGCUGGUGACCUGAAGACUGGAUUUAAGCGAGAGAAAAACAGCGAGACAGGCGAAACGAUGACUUCUGCAACUGUUCAAGUCGCAGAUGUUAAACUUGCUGGUUCAACAUCGAAGCAUUCAAAAUUGCUCGACUUAGAAGCUGGUGACGUGAAGACUGGAUUUAAGCGAGAGAGAACCAGUGAGACAGGCGAAACGGCGACUUCCGCAACUGUUCAAGUCGCAGAUGUUAAACUUGCUGGUUCAACAUCGAAACAUUCAAAAUCCCUCCACUUAGAAGCUGGUGACGUGAAGACUGGAUUUAAGCGAGAGAAAAACAGCGAGACCGGCGAAACGACGACUUCCGCAACUGUUCAAGUCGUAGAUGUUAAACUUGCUGGUUCAACAUCGAAGCAUUCAAACUCGCUCGACUUUGCAGCUGGUGACGUGAAGACUGGAUUUAAGCGAGAGAAAAACAGCGAGACAGGCGAAACGACGACUUGCGCAACUGUUCAAGUCGCAGAUGUUAAACUUGCUGGUUCAACAUCGAAGGACUCAAACUCGCUCGACUUUGCAGCUGGUGACGUGAAGACUGGAUUUAAGCGAGAGAAAAACAGCGAGACAGGCGAAACGGCGACUUCCGCAACUGUUCAAGUCGCAGAUGUUAAACUUGCUGGUUCAACAUCGAAGCAUUCAAACUCGCUCGACUUAGAAGCUGGUGACGUGAAGACUGGAUUUAAGCGAGAGAAAAACAGCGAGACAGGCGAAACGGCGACUUCCGCAACUGUUCAAAUCGCAGAUGUUAAACCCUCGGGUUCAACAUCGAAGCACUCCAACUCGCUCGACUUUGCAGCUGGUGACGUGAAGACUGGAUUUAAGCGAGAGAAAAACAGCGAGACAGGCGAAACGGCGACUUGCGCAACUGUUCAAGUCGCAGAUGUUAAACUUGCUGGUUCAACAUCGAAACAUUCAAACUCGCUCGACUUAGAAGCUGAUUACGUGAAGACUGGAUUUAAGCGAGAGAAAAACAGCGAGACAGGCGAAACGGCGACUUCCGCAACUGUUCAAAUCGCAGAUGUUAAACUUGCUGGUUCAACAUCGAAGCACUCAAACUCCCUCGACUUUGCAGCUGGUGACGUGAAGACUGGAUUUAAGCGAGAGAAAAACAGGGAGACAGGGGAAACGACGACUUCCGCAACUGUUCAAGUCGCAGAUGUUAAACUUGCUGGUUCAACAUCGAAGCAUUCAAAAUCGCUCGACUUUGCAGGUGGCUACGUGAAGACUGGAUUUAAGCGAGAGAAAAACAGCGAGACAGGCGAAACGACGACUUCUGCAACUGUUCAAGUCGCAGAUGUUAAACUUGCUGGUUCAACAUCGAAGCAUUCAAAAUCGCUCCACUUAGAAGCUGGUGACUUGAAGACUGGAUUUAAGCGAGAGAGAAACAGUGAGACAGGCGAAACGGCGACUUCCGCAACUAUUCAAGUCGCAGAUGUUAAACUUGCUGGUUCAACAUCGAAACAUUCAAAAUCGCUCGACUUAGAAGCUGGUGACGUGAAGACUGGAUUUAAGCGAGAGAAAAACAGCGAGACAGGCGAAACGGCGACUUCCGCAACUGUUCAAGUCGCAGAUGUUAAACUGGCUGGUUCAACAUCGAAGCAUUCAAACUCGCUCGACUUAGAAGCUGGUGACGUGAAGACUGGAUUUAAGCGAGAGAAAAACAGCGAGACAGGCGAAACGGUGACUUGCGCAACUGUUCAAGUCGCAGAUGUUAAACUUGCUGGUUCAACAUCGAAGCAUUCAAAAUCGCUCGACUUAGAAGCUGGUGACGUGAAGACUGGAUUUAAGCGAGAGAAAAACAGCGAGACAGGCGAAACGGCGACUUGCGCAACAGUUCAAGUCGCAGAUGUUAAACUUGCUGGUUCAACAUCGAAGCAUUCAAAAUCGCUCGACUUAGAAGCUGGUGAUGUGAAGACUGGAUUUAAGCGAGAGAAAAACAGCGAGACAGGCGAAACGGCGACUUUCGCAAGUAUUCAAGUCGCAGAUGUUAAACUUGCUGGUUCAACAUCGAAGGAUUCAAAAUCGCUCGACUUUGGAGGUGGUGGUGUGAAGACUGGAUUUCAGCAACAGAGAAAUGCCUUGACUGGAGAGACAGCGACAUCUGCCGGUUUUAAGGCGACUGAUUUCGAACUUGAUGGCUCUACCGCUGAGUAG
Molecule: messenger RNA, 33728 nt
Organism: Porites lobata
Lineage: Eukaryota; Metazoa; Cnidaria; Anthozoa; Scleractinia; Poritidae
Source: the annotation of a GenBank genome assembly